GUAGCUGAGGAGGGUCAGUGAAGGCAGCACUAGUGCAGAUCCGUGCAGUGUGUGUGUGUGUGUGUCUCUGCUCGCUGGCUCCCCUCCUGUCUCCUGCCUCCUGUCGUCCAUUAGAGCUGUUUCUCACUGUGUCUCACUGUACGACGGCGCAGGCCCGAAGCAGCGCAGCCGCUCUGAGUCAUCGUACCGUGGAUCCAGCUGUGUACACCAGGUGGGCAAUAAUGGACGAGCACGUCAUUCACCAGACCGAACACAUGACCACCAUCGAGGCCAGCGCCGUCAGCCAACAGGUCCAUCAGGUGCACUUACAAACAGAACUGUUAACCAGUGGAAACCUGGUACAUGUGGCCACCUUUACCGAAGCGUCCAUGAUGAGCGCAGAGGAAGACUCGACGUCCUCACCGGAUGAUGAUCCUUAUGACGACACGGACAUCCUCAACUCGGCCGGCACUGAUGAGAUCACCGCACACCUGGCUGCCGCAGGGCCAGUCGGCAUGGCAGCUGCUGCCGCCGUGGCAACCGGUAAGAAAAGAAAGAGACCUCAUAUCUUCGAAUCCAACCCCUCCAUCCGCAAGAGGCAGCAGACUCGCCUGCUCAGGAAACUGCGAGCCACCCUGGAUGAAUACACCACCAGAGUGGGCCAACAGGCCAUAGUGCUGUGUAUCUCUCCCUCCAAACCCAACCCAGUGUUCAAGGUGUUUGGUGCUGCUCCUCUGGAGAACGUGGUGAGGAAGUAUAAGGGCAUGAUGUUGGAGGAUCUGGAGAACGCUCUGGCUGAACACGCCCCCGCUGGUGGAGAUCUGGCCUCAGAGCUGCCCCCGCUCACCAUUGACGGCAUCCCUGUCUCCGUGGACAAGAUGACCCAGGCCCAGCUGCGAGCGUUCAUCCCAGAGAUGCUGAAGUACUCGACGGGCCGAGGAAAGCCCGGCUGGGGUAAGGAGAGCUGCAAGCCGGUGUGGUGGCCAGAGGACAUCCCUUGGGCCAACGUCCGCAGUGACGUCCGCACAGAGGAGCAGAAACAGAGGGUGUCUUGGACGCAGGCACUGCGAACCAUCGUCAAGAACUGCUACAAGCAGCACGGCCGCGAGGACCUGUUGUAUGCUUUCGAAGACCAUGUAACGACGCCCACCAUCCAGCACCACCACCUGACCACUGCACAGAGCAUCGCUCACCUCGUGCCCUCGCAAACUGUGGUACAGACCAUCAACAACCCCGACGGAACAGUCUCGCUCAUCCAGGUUGGCACAGGACACACAGUUGCCACCCUGGCAGAUGCCUCAGAGCUGCCCGGUGUGACGGUGGCACAGGUCAACUACGCCACUGUAACUGACGGAGAGAUCCUUGUUCCUCUCCAGGUGGAGCAGAACUGGGCCACCCUACAGGGCGGAGAGAUGACAAUCCAAACCACUCAGGCAUCAGAGGCCACGCAGGCGGUGGCGUCCCUGGCAGAAGCCGCCGUCGCCGCCAGUCACGAAAUGCAGCAGGGAGCCACCGUCACAAUGGCUCUUAACAGCGAGGCAGCAGCCCACGCCGUAGCGACGUUGGCCGAGGCCACUCUACAAGGCGGAGGGCAGAUUGUCCUGGCGGAGACGGCAGCUGCUGUUGGGGCACUGGCAGGGGUUCACGAUGCCACAGAAAUCAACUCUUCACAUCUGACAUUCUUGAACCACCAGAUGCUACCUGGUCUGGUCCAGAUCCCAGUCAGCAUGUACCAGACUGUAGUGACCAGCCUCGCCCAUGGCAACCGGCCCGUCCAGGUUGCCAUGGCACCUGUCGCCACACGCAUAGACAACACUGUCACGCUUGACGGCCAGGCGGUAGAGGUCGUGACCCUGGAACAGUGACUAUCGUGAACCUGGAAGGAGUAGGAGGCACUGAACGGCCGCCGUGGAGAUUAGUUUAUCCUACUGUUUUCCAACACAUCACGCUGUGUACAAUGUCAAAUAUAUUUUUAAAUGUACAUCUGCAGGGGAAGUAAAAAAGUGAGUUAUCAAUGUGUUUACUAUGUAAAGAUAUUGCUUUUGUUGGUGUAAUUUUUUUUCCCAUUUAGCUUCGUGUUUUUUUUUUUUGUUUUUUUUUUUAGCUCUGUGAUGUUGAGUAUUUAUUUCUUUACAAUUAACCUUUACUUAAAACAAAGAUGAACCAAAAAGCCCGGGAGGAAAGCCACCACUGCUUCACCCCAGAGUGUGUAACUAUCACUGUUCUGGAUUUCCAUUAUCGUCUAUGUGCUUGACUGUUCAGUUAUUAGGAUGCAUUUACAAUUCAGUGCCAUAGUCAGAGAUCACUCCUCCUGUUUCCCCAUAUCCACUGUUUCCACCUCAACCGAAACCUCUCCAGCAUCUGAGCUCCCACGCAUUUCUCACAUUAAAUAAUGAAAUAUCAUGUUGAAAUACCAUCUUGUCCUGUGCUUUUCCCUGUGCUGUUUACUGUAGUCCACGCACGUGUAAAAGAUUUGUGAAGACUCAGGAUAUCCAUCAAGGUGUUUUUUACUGCUGGACCGCUGAGCUGACUUCCUGAAGCAGCCGUUUUGUCUCCCAGAUCCAUUUAUUUACAGUGCAUGGAUAAGAGGCAUCCCUUGGUAUGUUAUUUUUGUAACGUGAACUUGGUGGUUCAGGAAGUUCAUAUACUUGAACGGGAGCUGCAUUAUGUGUGAUGCUAAUAUCAAAAAAGGCAUUUCUUUAAAUCUUGCAACGUAAAAAAUUUGCUUGCCGAGAAUCGACUUAGUUUAAUGCAGCUGUAACAAGUUGGUUCAACUCUCACCACUAUUUAAAGAAUUAAGCCCAAUAAAAAUGGCUGCUGCUCACCAUUCA
Messenger RNA from Sebastes umbrosus (honeycomb rockfish), 2810 nucleotides. It is a transcript of the gene nrf1, whose product is annotated as nuclear respiratory factor 1. The coding region runs from base 222 to 1844 and encodes 540 amino acids. The transcript is spliced from 13 exons. Gene Ontology annotation, cellular component: nucleus. Gene Ontology annotation, biological process: regulation of transcription by RNA polymerase II. Lineage: Eukaryota; Metazoa; Chordata; Actinopteri; Perciformes; Sebastidae. The record is from RefSeq and is a predicted model, not a curated record. Gene Ontology annotation, molecular function: RNA polymerase II cis-regulatory region sequence-specific DNA binding; DNA-binding transcription factor activity, RNA polymerase II-specific.